Molecule: messenger RNA, 329 nt
Organism: Trachymyrmex cornetzi
Lineage: Eukaryota; Metazoa; Arthropoda; Insecta; Hymenoptera; Formicidae
Exons: 3
Coding region: 15-329 (104 amino acids)
Source: RefSeq, a predicted model, not a curated record
GGCAUCGAUUCGGGAUGAAGUCGGAACCUAGCCUCCGGUUUCAAGAUGACAGCUGUACGAGCCAAAAGUUAAUACAACUCCAGAAAGCAGUAUAUGUGGCCAAUCGUGCUCUGCAUCACUUUGGGUUCCAUGAAUGGAAAUACAACUAUGCCAAUAGGUUGACUCUGAUGUCUUUAGUACCACAUGACAAUAUUGAUUCGUUUUCUUUGGACGACUCCAAUAGUGAUUUUAGAACGUAUUUAAAAAAUAGUGCCAUUGGCUUCAAAAAGUUUCUUCUUCACGAAGACAUGAAUCGAUUAGAUGCAGUCAAAGCACAUAAUAAAAGGUAA